GAUUUGUGACACGAUCCAAUCAAAAUCACCUCAAUGAAAAUCAGCUCCUCCCAUAAUGAUAAUAAGAUGUCAUGUAUAUUUCAUUUCCUUCUGAAUCUCUGGUAAAUCUGAAAAAAGUUAAUUCCCAUGCCAAUUAGGGUUCCUUGUAAAUUUCACUCUAUCCGUAGACAGCGUGAGAUUUGUAGAAAUUUCUAAAGUUACUUUGUCAUAUUAGUUUUGGAAACGACGAGAAGAAGGAUGGAUGUAGAUAAUUUUAAAAAGCUUGACUUUUUAACUGAUGAAGUUGACGAUUUAACUUUAUCACAGAUCUGUGCAGAUAUGGAAACGGAAUACCAUGUAUUUGAGGGCAUUCAAAAUCUCAGUUUUUCUGAAAAUUUUGAUUUCGAUGCAAACCAAGGUCUUGGGGAAAACGGUUUGAAUUCAAUGGAUUUUGAUAUCGGGGAUUUGAGCUCUUUAAUGGAAACGGAAUGUGAAGUAAAGAAAGAACUGAAAGAGAGCACUAGGUUUGGACCGGUCGUCAAUGAUGAAGAAUUAAAAUGCCUUGUAGAAAAUCAGGAAAAUAAAAAUACUAAGAGUAAUACAAAAUGGGCUGUUAACGUUUUCGAAAGUUGGCGCGAGCAGAGAGCUGGGGAUAUUAUCGAGCUUCACUUGAUGGAUACGAAAACAAUGAACCAUUGGCUAGAGCGUUUUAUCGUGGAAGCGCGCAAGAAAGACGGGGCUGAAUACCCUCCAAAAACUCUCUAUCUCAUUUUAUGUGGACUAUUGAGGCACUUGAGACAAAAAGGUGUGUACGAUAAAAAUUUUCUAGAUGAGAAGGAACUAUCUUUUGUCGGGCUAAGAAAAGUUUUAGACGCGAAAAUGAAAUCGCUCGUGGAUAGAGGCGUGGGAUGCGAGAUCCGCCAAGCUGAUCCUAUAUGGCCUGAAGAUGAGGAGAAAUUGUGGCGAGAAAAUGUUUUUGGGAAAGAAAACAGUGAACAAUUACAACACACGAUGUUUUUUUAUUCAUGUAAAUUGUUUGGUUUGAGGGCCUGCGAUGAGCAUCACAAAUUGCAAUGUGAACAAUUUUCCAUUGGAAACGAUAUCCAUGGACAGUUUAUCCAAUUUGUUGGUAGAACAUCAAAAACCUACAAGGGCGGUUUGGGUCAGAUGAAUUUACAGACAAAGAAUCUGAAGCAUUACUGUGAGCCUGGUGAUCGGUGCUUAGCAGAAUAUUUUCAGAUAUACCUUGAUGCGUUAGAUGGCACGGGGCCAUUUUAUCGGCGUCCGCUUCCCGGAACCUCCGAAAAGCCUGUGCGUUACGGGACACAGGUUGUAGGCAUAAACAAACUGAAAACGUUUAUGAAGACAAUAUCGCAAAAAGGAGGACUACAAGGGAAUUAUACCAAUCACAGCGGAAAGAAAACGUGUGCUACGCAGCUGUACAAAGAAGGUGUACCCGAGGCAGAAAUCAUGAAUGUUACUGGUCAUAGAUCAGAGCAAGGCGUAAGAAAAUACAUGAAAAGCAAUGUACAAAUGAAAAAGAGCAUUUCUAAAAUCUUGGAUCCGCCCACAAAACAGGAAUCUCAGGAAGCGUCUUCCGAUCAGCCUACUGGUAGUAAAAGAGCGCUGUCUCCAUGUAAUACAGAUCGUUCUGAAGGCGACGCAAAAAAAUUGUGCAGUGAAAGUAAUCGUGCUCUGCGGGAUUUAACAAACACGGCAUCGGUGUUCCAAAAUUGCCAUUUCAACUUUUCUUUUGGAUCAAAUUAAUUGACUAUGUGUGAUUUUGUGCAUCAGUAAAAGUGAAUAGUGCAUAGAGAAGUGUUAUACAAUGUAUUGGAAAGCAUUUUUUUUUAAAAUUCGUUUCUUUUGGAUUAAAAGUGACUGGCCAAAUGUGAAUGGAAUAAUUAUCUUGAAUUCAUAAGAGUAAAGGUUUUGCUUUUUUCAGGAAAUGAUUUUGUUUAAUUCCAAGCAGGAAAAAAAAUAUGAUCAAUUGAUUUUGUUAUUUUGAAAAUUUUUGAGCAAUUAAAAUACUGAAAUUGAAUCAGAUUUAUUUUCAGACUGUGCUGUAUUUUAGAUACAGAAUUGUUGGGAAAUACAAUACGGUAUACAGGGCUAAUACAGAACGGAACGUAGCUCCACCCACCAUAGUCCCGUUCUGUAUUGCUAAUACAGAAUAGU
This is a messenger RNA of Saccostrea cuccullata (small rock oyster), 2157 nucleotides long. RefSeq lists its product as uncharacterized. Gene Ontology annotation, molecular function: DNA binding. The coding region runs from base 238 to 1746 and encodes 502 amino acids. Gene Ontology annotation, biological process: DNA recombination; DNA integration. The record is from RefSeq and is a predicted model, not a curated record. The transcript is spliced from 2 exons. NCBI's taxonomy places the organism in Eukaryota, Metazoa, Mollusca, Bivalvia, Ostreida, Ostreidae.